UAUGUACAUGUUUAUGUAUUAUAUUGUAUUCAUGAUUUCACUGGAGGAAACGCCACAUUUACUGUGCAUCACAUUUCUAAAAACCAGGGUUGACAACCUGGUGCUGGAAUGCCAUCUCAGCUCUGUUUGAGGGUUUAAUUGAUUGGGAGUCUGAGGCUGAAUACUCAGAAUUUGAAUGGCAACAGAUGCUGCAAAAAAAAACCAGAGAUAUCUCCGGUCCUCCAGGAGCCCUGCUCUAAAGGAUGCAGAAAGAAGGGUUCAUUAACGUGCGCCUUCAUUAACGUCAUUAGCGGCGUCAUUAACGCGCGCGAGUUAUCCGGCACAAAUGGAGUCCUAGAAAGAUCUCUUUAACUGAUACGCUCCGUAACUAUCUCGAAGAUUGUAGAGCUGCUGACGGCGAUUCUGCUGCCAAAACAGCAGUCAUGCGGCACGGUGGCUCUCCCCCUGAAUAAUUGCUUAAUGCGGUGAAAUGGGAGCGCAUCAUCGGUGUGAACGCAAGUCUUUCUCCAGCGGUUCAAAACCACCGUCUGGAGUCACUCUGCUGGGAUCAACACUUAACCACAAACAAGGACGGUUAGAUGAUGAUGUCACUAGUCUUUGCAAGUUUCUGCCCGUUUCAUCACUCGGGAGUAACGGGAAUGUGGAAAGCGGAAAUUAACAAGGAAGAGAAGCCAUCGAGCCAGAAAAUGUUUACCCGUGAUUCUGACAGCUGACUCCAUUUCAAGGUCUCUGCUAAAUGCCCUGAUUGUUUAGCUGGCUGAAAGUCAGAUACUGAGGGAAUCUCCAACAGACUGCACCCCUCCAUCCUCUGGUCCUGCCCUGUAAGGUUCCUGCACAUGCUCCAGAUGGCAUAAAAACAGGAGUGUUUUGGACCCUCCCCUCCUGCCCCUGCCUUUCCUGCUCUGUCUGUCUGCGCUGGUCGGCAUCGUCUGAGGAUGUGGCUGUUACUGGGUGUCCUUCUGGUCCUCGCUGUGGUGUUCUUAGUACAACAGUACAGCCGCAGACCCAAAAUCUUCUCACUGGAGUCACUGCGGCCACCUGGGCCUCUGGUGCUGGACAAGAAACAGCGGGACAAGGUGUUGAAACAAGGUUUCCAGGCGGGCCGCGUGCCGGACAGACUGGACGCUGUUGUCAUCGGCAGCGGCAUCGGCGGGCUGACGGCGGCGGCGGUUCUGGCCAGGGCCGGGAAACGGGUUCUGGUUCUGGAGCAGCACGACCAGGCCGGCGGCUGCUGCCACACCUUUGAGAAGCAGGGCUUCGAGUUCGACGUUGGGAUCCACUACCUGGGGCAGCUGCAUGAGAACAGCAUGCUGAGGGUGGCCCUGGACCAGAUCAGCGAGGGCCAGCUGGACUUCGUGGAGCUGGAGCAGCACUUUGACACCGUGGUCAUCGGGGAAGGGGAAGAGCGCCGGGACUACCUCAUCCACGCCGGCAAAGCCGAGAUGGGGCGGAGCCUGAGACGACAGUUCCCCGAUGACACGGAGGCCGUGGACCAGCUCAUGAAGCUCGUGAAGGUUGCAGCUCGUCACGUCGCCCUUCUGGCCGUUCUCAAGAUGAUGCCGGUGACGCUGGUCCGCUUCCUGAUCCGGACGGGCAUCCUGGGCUGGGUCUCGCCCAUAUUUCGCCUGGCCACCACCAGCCACACCCACCUGAUGGACAGCCUCACUCAGAACAAGGACCUGUGUGCUCUGUCUGCCUACCUUUUCUAUGGAGUACCCCCUAAAAACUCAAGUUUCCUCAUCAAUGCUCUGCUGCUACACCACUACAAGCGAGGGGCCUACUACCCACGUGGGGGGGCCAGCGAGUUCGCCUUCAACAUCAUCCCGGUCAUCCAGAAGACAGGGGGCGCUGUGCUUGUGAGAGCUCCAGUGCAGCGCAUCCUUGUGAACCAGGAGGGUGUGGCAUAUGGAGUAACGGUGCGAAAAGGUCAGGAGGAAAUAGAGGUUCUGGCCCCAGUAGUCAUCUCCAACGCUGGUAUGUUCAACACCUUUGACAAGUUCCUGUCUGCGGAUAUCCGAGUCAAACCAGAAAUACAGUCCCAUCUUAGCUUGGUACAGCACGGGAUGGGUUCCUUCCUGGUGUUUGUGGGUCUUGAUGGAACAAUGGAAGAGCUGGGAAUAGUCUCCACCAACUUCUGGAUGUAUAAACACAAUGACCUGGACCAGCUGAUGGAGAAAUACGCCUCCCUGAGCCAGGAGGAAGUGGCCAAGAACAUUCCGAUGAUGUUCAUCACGUUCCCCUCCGCUAAGGACCCCACGGCCAGCGUCAGGCACCCCGGGAAGUCUUGCAUGACCCUGCUCACCAUGGCCAAGUACGAGUGGUUUGAGGAGUGGAAAGACACCAAGAUGAGCAGGAGGGGGCCAGACUACGAGGACCUCAAAAUGAGCAUCGCCAGGUCGCUGCUAGACUGGGCCCUGACCAUGUUUCCCCAGCUCAGGGACAAGGUUGUGUUCAUGGAGGCUGCCACCCCUCUCACUAACAUGCAUUACCUGGGCGCUUCACGCGGGGAGAUGUACGGAGCUGAACACAAUCUCGACCGCUUCGCACCAGAGGCUGUGGCCAGAAUCCGGGCCCAAACACCAAUCAAAAACCUCUACCUCACAGGCCAGGACGUGUUUUGUAACGGGAUGGCGGGGGCUCUGCAUGGGGGUCUCCUGUGUGCUUCAGCGGUCCUGAACCACAACGUCUACAUCGACCUGCUGGCCCUGAAGAAGAAGCUCAAAUGGCGGAAGGCCCAGAAGCAAGCCUGA
This is a messenger RNA of Anguilla anguilla (European eel), 2750 nucleotides long. Its product is annotated as inactive all-trans-retinol 13,14-reductase-like. The transcript has 12 exons. The coding region runs from base 936 to 2750 and encodes 604 amino acids. NCBI's taxonomy places the organism in Eukaryota, Metazoa, Chordata, Actinopteri, Anguilliformes, Anguillidae. Gene Ontology annotation, molecular function: oxidoreductase activity. The record is from RefSeq and is a predicted model, not a curated record.